AAUUAUAGAAAUGGCUACCACCAUGUCUGCGGUGCUGCUUCUGUUCCUAACCGUCUUUUCCUCGGUGUUCGUUCUGCCGGCUCUAACCAGCGAUGACGCGGGAAAUAAACCCGGCGCGGACAAGUACAAGUUCCUGUAUUUCGCCUCUAUCACCGGUGGAAGCCACUAUUUCAACUUGGUCGCGUCGGGCAGGGUGCUAGCUCGUCAGGGUCACCGCGUGGUGUCCCUGGUCAGCAGCUCCAACCCAACCAGCCACUGGGAGAAAGACUCCAGUCUCUUCUCCUUCGUGGUCUUCAACUCGUCUUGGACCAAGCAGAAUCGGAGCGAUGCCACGGACAGUUUGUCCGCGUCAGUCCUGACCGGGAGCCUGAACCACUUCUGGGGGCAUUUGCUGCUGGAUCCGGUGACGCGUCGGAAGCUGGACGCUGACGGCAUGAUGCAGAUGUGGCGGGAUGAGUGCGCCGACCUGUUCGCGGACUCGGCUUCCAUGAAGCGGCUGCGCGAGGAGAAAUUCGACAUGCUGGUCGGGGAUGAGUUCAUCGCGUGCAGCCCGAUGUUAGCACAGGCUCUGGACAUCCCUUUCGUUCUGAACUCUGUUUUCUUCGCGAUUCCUUCCAGACACGCGAUGUGGAGCGGGCUCCCACUAGCGCCCUCUUACGUGCCGGAGCGUGCCAUGGGGCUGACCGACCGAAUGACGUUCCUCCAGCGCGUCCAGAACGUCCUGGGCCACUUCUACCUCGGCAACAUCUUGUUUCCCCUAGGCAGCUGUAACUUCAAGGUCUUCGAUAAGCUCAAGGUCAAGUACAACAUUAAGCCGGAGAUCAGCACUCUGGAGUCCCACAAGCAGGCCCUGCUGUACUUUAUGCACGGUAGCUUCGGGCUGGAGUUCCCCCGUCCCAUGAACCCCAAUACCAUCUAUGUUCUCUACAAUGGUGGACUGGACCCCAACCAAACGUUGGAUAAGGAAGUCGCCAAGUUCCUCGACUCCGCUCCUGAUGGUGUGUUGCUGUUCUCCCUCGGCUCCAACGUGAGGAUGUUGGGGCCCAAGCAAGCCCAGAUCUUCGCCGACGCCUUCAACAUGCUGCCUCACCGCGUGCUGUGGCAGUCCGGUGCCGACCUGACGGCACUGAAGCUGGGGGAAAACACCAUGGUUGCCAAGUGGCUGCCACUGACUUAUGUCAUGGAACAACCCAAUGUCAGAGCGUACUUGAGCCACGCCGCAUCGUUCAGCAUGAACGAGGCCAUGUGGGCGGGGCUACCGAUGGUGGGCCUGCCCCUCUUCGAGGAGCAGAUGGACGACAUGGUGCGCGUGGAGUCGCGUGGUGCGGGCUUGACGCUGGACAUCACGACCAUCACACCGGAGACUCUGAGCCAUGCCAUCCGCAGAGUCAUGACCGAACCUGGAUUCCGCAAAAACGCACAGCACGUCUCCCAGAUCAUGCGCGAUCUCCAGAACACGCCCAGCCCGGCUGACAACGUGGCCCGCUGGAUCCUUCACGUUACUCGCUUCGGCGGGGAACACCUACGACCGGCCGUCCUGGACCUGAACUUCGUCCAGAGGAACCUCCUCGAUGUCUACCUCUUCCUGGCUGUGGCUCUGGCAUCGGUGAUCUUCGUAAACCUGGCCGUGUGCCGCCUUUGCUGCCGGUGUUUGUGUCGCAGAGGCCGCAGCGGCCAUUUCAAGAAGGAGUGAGCUGAAACUAUUUCACCGAUCGUCCUGAGGUUGAUUUUUUUUUAUCGGGUAUAAAAGCAGUAGUCUGCACCUAAAGUAAAACAGAACUCAAAAUGCAUUCACAGAUGCACAUCACAUGUCUGCUCAGCUGCAUGGUUGUCGCGAAGUUUACAAUUUGGGUGGUAAACGUCAGUUGGGAUUGUUUAAAGAAUCGGUCACAAGUCAAUUUUUUUGAAAGGGAGACAGCAUGCCUUUGAUAUUAUGUACUUCGCUCCUUGUUUGUUUUGGAUGACUCGGGAUUGACUUGUGAAA
Messenger RNA from Patiria miniata (bat star), 1984 nucleotides. RefSeq names its product UDP-glucuronosyltransferase 2B31-like. The transcript is spliced from 5 exons. The coding region runs from base 11 to 1693 and encodes 560 amino acids. NCBI's taxonomy places the organism in Eukaryota, Metazoa, Echinodermata, Asteroidea, Valvatida, Asterinidae. The record is from RefSeq and is a predicted model, not a curated record. Gene Ontology annotation, molecular function: UDP-glycosyltransferase activity.